Messenger RNA from Histoplasma capsulatum G186AR, 1293 nucleotides. RefSeq lists its product as uncharacterized. Gene Ontology annotation, molecular function: G protein-coupled receptor activity. Gene Ontology annotation, cellular component: plasma membrane. The transcript is spliced from 2 exons. Gene Ontology annotation, biological process: adenylate cyclase-activating G protein-coupled receptor signaling pathway. The coding region runs from base 1 to 1293 and encodes 430 amino acids. The record is from RefSeq and is a predicted model, not a curated record. Lineage: Eukaryota; Fungi; Ascomycota; Eurotiomycetes; Onygenales; Ajellomycetaceae.
AUGGAUCUGGCUGCUGCGAUGUGGGGAGGAUACGGCCCCUUAGAUGCGAAUUCCUUCGAGGCAAGAUCGCUUGCACCACGAAGAGUCACUCCCCUCAUCAUCGAUCCUCUACCGGUGGAACACCGACGAGGUCUCAUAGGUGUUGCCAUUACCUCCAUUCUUUCAACGAUUUCUACGGGUGUCCUCUUUAUAGUAUUUACCUACCGCUUGAUCUAUUGGCGAAAAUACUACCCAACAUAUCUCGGCUAUAAUCAAUUCCUCAUCUUGAUUUACAACUUGCUAUUAGCGGAUUUUCAACAAGCGAUUGGGUUUUUCCUCUCAAUACACUGGGUCAUCACAGACCAAAUAUCUUACCGCUCACGUAUGUGCUUCGCGCAGGGGUGGCUACUCCAGAUCGGUGAUCCGGCCAGCGGACUUUUUGUUCUCUCAAUUGCUGUCCACACGUUUGCCAUGGUGCUUAUGGGGAGGAAGCUCUCUCAUCGUUGGUUCAUAACUUGCGUGUGUGGUGUUUGGGCUUUUGCUGUGACCAUAACACUUAUUCCUACAUUACGAUUUAGGAAUCAUACUUACGUUCCAUCUGGCGCAUGGUGUUGGAUUGAUGAAAAUUUCGACAACUAUAGACUGUGGACACAUUACCUGUGGAUCUUUGUUUCGGAGUUUGGAUCCGUCGUGCUGUAUGCGCUCCUAUUUUUCCACCUCCGCCACCAGGUUGCACAAUCCGCACUUCUAGGACGAGGACAAAAAGAGCAUCUCCGCCGCCUCCGAAGAGUAAUUGGGUACAUGGUUCUGUAUCCGAUUGCCUACAUUGUCUUAUCGCUGCCACUUGCAGCGGGCCGCAUGAUGACCGCCAGAGGGGGGAAACUAAGUGUCACUUACUUUUGCACUGCUGGCGCUGUUAUUGCCAGUUCUGGAUUCGUGGAUGUUGUAAUGUACACCCUAACGCGAAGAGCGCUCCUUCUCGACUCUGAUCUUUCCAACGGCGACCGCUUCUAUCAUUCUCAACGUGUUGGACAUAGCCACACCACAACUGUCACUACGGAGAAUAAACAGUCCCGCUUGGACAACAGCAUUCUUCACCGGCGGGAGGUGACGGAAACGGACACCCGGGUAGAUCGUGACGGGUCGACGGAUAAUAUUGUGCAACCUAUCGAGCUCAACGAACUGGGCAAAGUUUACCAGAAAACGACAAUUGAGAUCACGACGGAACCGGCUGAAGAUACCAGCACGUCGCCUGACAGCUCUGUGAAUGAGACGCGGAUGCCUCCGCCAUCCCGUACUUGGCACAGACGAUGA